Molecule: messenger RNA, 1803 nt
Organism: Symbiodinium sp. CCMP2456
Lineage: Eukaryota; Dinophyceae; Suessiales; Symbiodiniaceae
Source: the annotation of a GenBank genome assembly
AUGUCCCGAUUUGCUCUGCGCAGCACGCACAAGCUUACCAAGAGAGGUGUAAACACUGACGGUGUGGAAACCUACCGAGCCAACGACAAGCUCCGGAUGUCCCAGAAAUACCCCAGAAAGUUCGCGAAUCACUUUGCUUAUGCCUUCGCGAUCUUGGUCGCAGAGAGGAAGCCUGCCAAUUGCGUAGAGGUGAUCAAUCCUGAGGAUCUGAAGCCUGCAGACAUUAUGAGGGACCCGCAGAGAUUUCAGGAUGCGUGGGCCGCUGCGAAGGCACGUCUUGAAGCCUUGCAACAAGCCGCACCAGCGGCCACGACCACGGCCCCCGUCGCGACGCCUGUGCGCAACGCUUUGGUUGCGAAGAAGAAGAGUACGAAGGAGGAUGAGAAGGACCCUGGUGAGCCAACUCCGACCACGAAAUCUUCGCCUCCGAAGGCGACCCCAAGCAGCCCAGCCAAGAAGCCACCUCCAGAGAAGAUCCAUGGAGUUCCAGCCCAGACUUACAGGAACAUGGAGGCGAAAAUUCGCCGCAUGGUCGACCCGAAGAAGCGCAGCGGCAAAGUCACGGCCUCGGAGGUGCUCCGCAAGAAAUGGUUCGAAUCCUCGGAUGCACGCUCAAAGUUGGUGCUGGAGAUGGUAAAGAGUGGUGGUGACAAGGCCAAGUUCACCGCACGCCUGAAGCACACCCACACCAAUUUGCAGAGACGCUCCGAGCUGACGGACAAAGAGUGGCACACGAAACUUUCGAUGAAGGACAAUCUCCAUUGGCCAAAGCCACGCAUCAAGGGAGCGGUGAAAUGGUGCACGCACAAGAAGCGCCGCGCAACUUACGUGAGGAAGGACAAAUACAAUCCGACUGAUCACGAGUACCUCGUGGAUGUUUCAUCCAAGAAAACCCUGGCUAAGGAGUCUGAGGACAAGCUGGUGGACGACACAGAUUUGGGUGAGCAUGAGCGGGAGAAUGUUGCUUUCGGUUUCGACUCCGAUUCCCAGGGCCCCAACAGUGAGGCUGAGAGUUGUGACGACGCUAGCAGUGCAAGCAGCGAGCCUGCACGGAAGAAGAACAAAUCCAAGAAGAAGCGAACACGUGCUUCCAGCACCACCCCCAGCCCGAAGAAGCCCAAGAACAAACCCGGGCGGGGUUUGUCCAAAGCAGAUCUCGAGCUGCAGGUUGCUACGGAGGCCCGUGAUUGUCCAUCCCAUCCCUCCCGCUCUCUCUCUCUCUCUCUCUCUCUCCCUCAUUCUCUCUCUCUCUCUCUCUCUCUCCCUCUGGUGUCUGUCUCUCUCUCUCUCGCGCUCUCUCGCUCUCUCGCUCACUCUCUCUCUCUCUCUCUCUCUCUCUCUCUCUCACUCGCUCUCUGUCGCUUGCUAUCUCUCCCCCUGUGGCUCAAGUACCCGAUCUGUGUUUCUCUAUAUACUUGUUAUCGCCCCUUCGUCUCCUAUCCCGGCAAGGGGUCCUAUUUGGAACCUUUGUCAUUCCUCCCUCUCUCUCUCUCUCUCUGUGUUCCGUCAGGGAGUUUGCACCGUGAUUUCAUGAUCAUCUUAACAGCAUGUGAGAAAAUACUGAACUCGGGUGAAAACUCACUCUGCUUGGAGGCUGCCGAGAGUGCGACAGAGGUGCUGGACAACGCGCUCCGUGUCCAGGGUCGCUUGAACGCUACGUUGCGGAAGCUCGGGGAGGUCACCCUUGCGGACGGUUCGGACCCCAAGAAGUUUCACGGCUUUGUUUAUUCGGAGGCUGGUAUGAGGCUGCAACCAGAGGCCAAAGGAAACGACCCCCAAAAAAAAACACAACCCCGAGAUUGA